AAACAUUUCUAUAAAUAUUCUAAUACAGUGUCUCUUUCCAUCUUUCGGGUCGUGACUGUUGUAAGCAGUGGUCAACAUAGUGGCGCUGAAAAUUGUUUUCCAAGAAGGGAGUUUUAGACGCCAGACGGUUUGGACCCCUUGUGGAUGCUGUACGCCACGUAGUGCUGGAUGGCACUGAAUUUGAAGUUGUUCAGGCUGAAUCGCGUCGUUACGUCCCUUCCGGUUCCUCGUACGAGAAUUAUUCAGUAUUCUCUCUUCGCAAAGGUUUCAACAUGCCACGAAAACGCCUUACAAAAACAAAGGUUCAGUCUCCCAAAGCUAAACCUGGUAAGAAAGCAGAGAAAUUAGAUGAAAAUGGAACUUUAAAUAAGAAACGCGCGAAUGAUACAAAUGAUGAACCUGCUCCAAAGAAGGUAAAAGUCGAUUCAAAGGCAUCGAAGAGCACUGAUAAAACCACUGAUGCAUCUACCGCGAAGAAGGCGAAGAAUGAACCCAAGCAAAUGCAAAAUAAGACGGACACCAACUUGGACGAAAUAGAUUUUGAAUGUGCAAAGAUAAACGAGGAAGGAAAGAAAUAUAAUCUGAAGAUCUGUACUUGGAAUGUUUCUGGGAUAAGGGCUGUAAUCAAGAAAAAUGGAAUCGAUUAUAUCGCCAAAGAAGACGCAGAUAUAUUUGCUUUGCAAGAAACAAAGUGUGACAAAGAUAAGAUGCCAGAUGAAAUUAAAUUACCAGGAUACAAUCACUAUUUUGUCGACAGUAAAAAGCCCGGUUAUUGUGGAGUUGCUUUGUUCAGCAAGGAAAAGCCCAUUUCUGUGAAAUAUGGUUUGAAUAAUUCCACUUUUGACAUCGAGGGUAGAAUGAUCACGGCGGAGUUCCCAGAAUUUUUCGUGAUCAACGUUUAUGUGCCAAAUGCUGGACAGAAGUUGGUGACGCUGCCGAAAAGAUUGGAGUGGAAUAAAGUAUUCAAGAAGCAUAUUCAGGAAUUAGAUCAAAAGAAACCUGUUAUCAUAUGCGGUGACAUGAAUGUGGCCCAUCAAGAAAUUGAUUUAAAAAAUCCCAAAACAAACACUAAAAAUGCUGGAUUUACUAAAGAAGAACGAGAUGAUAUGACAGAUUUUUUAGCUGCCGGAUUUACAGAUACCUUCAGACUGUUGUAUCCGGACACCGAGGGUGCAUAUACGUUCUGGUCGUAUUUUGCCAAUGCACGUGGUAAAAACAUUGGAUGGCGACUAGACUAUUUCUUGACAUCAGAACGAAUCAAGAAUAAAGUGUGCGAUAAUAUCAUAAGGAAGCAGGUUUAUGGCAGCGAUCAUUGUCCCGUAAUACUUUACCUCAAUUUGUAAUUUGUAAUAAUAAUAAAUAUUCAACGUGUUCCAUUGUAUGAAAACAUCAAAAUGAAACUUUUCUCGUGUGUGCUUGCAAACAUAUAAAUUACAUUAUUUUAUUUAAAAAAG
Molecule: messenger RNA, 1454 nt
Organism: Wasmannia auropunctata (little fire ant)
Lineage: Eukaryota; Metazoa; Arthropoda; Insecta; Hymenoptera; Formicidae
Gene: Rrp1
Product: DNA-(apurinic or apyrimidinic site) lyase
Exons: 8
Coding region: 273-1343 (356 amino acids)
Biological process (GO): base-excision repair
Cellular component (GO): nucleus
Molecular function (GO): phosphoric diester hydrolase activity; double-stranded DNA 3'-5' DNA exonuclease activity; DNA-(apurinic or apyrimidinic site) endonuclease activity
Source: RefSeq, a predicted model, not a curated record